This is a messenger RNA of Leguminivora glycinivorella, 2179 nucleotides long. Its product is annotated as uridine diphosphate glucose pyrophosphatase NUDT14-like. Bases 223 to 924 code for a protein of 233 amino acids. NCBI's taxonomy places the organism in Eukaryota, Metazoa, Arthropoda, Insecta, Lepidoptera, Tortricidae. Gene Ontology annotation, molecular function: UDP-sugar diphosphatase activity; metal ion binding. The transcript has 5 exons. The record is from RefSeq and is a predicted model, not a curated record. Gene Ontology annotation, biological process: ribose phosphate metabolic process; nucleoside phosphate metabolic process.
CAAUAGGUCUAAAAAAAAAGAAAUUACCGAUGACAUUGACAGAUGACACAACACACUCGCAGUCGCAGCGUAAUCGGCGUUUAUUGUAUUGUAAAAUUUUAUUAAGAAACUAUCUAAGUUUAAUAAAUUAUCAGUGUGGUUAAGAGAUAACUCACACUGAAUUUACAUAAGAGUUUAUAAUUGUGAACUGACUAACGUACAGAUAAAAAAAAUACUUGUAUCAUGGAGGAUGUAAAAAAUAUUCGUUUAACACCCAUGCCAGAAUCCAAAUACGUGAAGCCGAUUAGGUUCCACUACACUCAGAAUGGGAAAGAAAAGAACUGGGAUCUGCUGGCAGUUCAUGACAGCGUGGCUAUCGUUAUUUUCAACGUUUCGAGAAGGGUUCUGGUGUUAGUAAAACAGUUUCGUCCAGCCAUGCACUACAACAGCAUUCUCCCUGAAGACCGUGAAAAAGGUACCAUAGACAUUGAAAAAUAUCCGCCUUCUCUGGGGCUGGCCCUUGAGAUAUGUGCUGGGAUUGUAGAUAAGGAUAAACCUGUCUUGGAUAUAGCUAUAGAAGAAGUGUUGGAAGAAUGUGGAUAUAAUGUACCUGCUGAGAAAAUGGAAAAGAUUAUUUCUUACAGGUCAGGAGUUGGUGUCCAAGCUGCUCUGCAGACCCUCUUUUUCUGUGAAGUGUCAGAUGACAUGAAAACUGAACGCGGUGGAGGUGUCGACGACGAACUUAUAGACAUUGUGGAGAUGUCGAUACCCGAGAUGGAAAAGUUAUUGAGCUCCCCAGGGCCGGUGCAAAGCCCGCCUAGCUUCCUGUUUGCCAUGAUGUGGUUCUUACAUAAUAAGGCUAAAAAGUAUAUUCGUUCGUUCGACUACCCUUGCUCUGAAUGCAAAAGGCACAAAGAACGAGUUUAUGAUUGGCUGAUUCAGUGACGUAAGUCUAUCCGAUAUACAGGAUGUUAUUUCACGUAUACUUACUUUACAUUAGUUAGACAGUAUUUUCUGUAAGCACAUCAGUAUGUAGAUAGUGCUAUUGUAUUACAGAGUCGAGUUACAAACAAAUAAAUGAGUAGAGUUCAUCAGUAAUUCGAUACGUACAAGUUCUAUAUACAACCAUGAUAUAAAAACAUUAUUAUGUUAAAAACUGUUAAAUAAGUUGCAUGCAUUUUAAACUAAAUGAUUGUGCCUUAAAAAACAAAUGAUGACACGGUCUACUAAUCAGUUUCCAUUGUAUUGUGAAAUCAGACGUAAAAUUAGCAUGGAAUAUUUGUAAUAGCUAAUUAGAACUUGAUCACUAUGUAUGACCUAGUUAAAUACAUAAACAGUAUGGUUAAGAGUUCUAUCACACUGGCGAAUUAUAAGCGUGUAGAGAACACAGCGACAUAGACGCGAGCGCUCAACGGUUUUACCGCAAGCGCGCAAUAAGUUGGCCACAAGCGCGCAACGACUUUGCCGCAAGCGCGCCGAACAACGAGUUCGCCGCAAGUCGAUGAUCUUGGCGAGAGCGCCCUCUGUGUUUUUGAGCGAGAUAGCCUCUGGCUUUCACCCGCUUGCGUCUUGAUCUCGACAGUAUGAUAGUGCCCUUAUAAUAAUAAGUAUUAAGACUAUUAAGUUACUGGACAACCAGUGAAGCUUAUAUUAGUUCCUAUGUAAGAUGCUUACGAAAAAAAAAAAAAUAGUAUUUUAAUGCGGUCACAAUUAUCCAUAUACCCAUGCUCUCAAGUUUUUAGAUUUUUAUAGCUUAUACUUUAUAUUACUUAUACCUAAUAGUAGUAUUUGGUUACGUAAAACCCUCUCUUCUUGCAAACAUACGUUAGGGGUACAAGUUUUCUGCUCACUGUAAGAUAAGCAGACAUGGUUAUCUAAAUGAACUAUAGUUUUUAGUUUAUUACUUCUUUAACUGAGGUUAAGGAUCAAUUCACUAGUUAAUAGUCAUAAAUAUUACGAUGUUUGUUUAUAUUUUUUGCUUUUAUGCAUGUAUACAUUAUUUUACAUGAAUAUUAUUACUUAAAUUGCUUUUUUUUCGCAGAUGAUUUAUACAAGAAUAUAGCUAAGACAUAUAUAUCUUUUAUCCUAAUAAAAUGUUAAUUUCAUCCUUUUAUUUUUUUGUUGUUUACGGUUAGUAAGUGCAUAAUUUGAAACUGUGAUUAUUGUGAUGUGUUUCUGAAAUAUGAAGUUGUUAAUAUGC